GCCGGGACUGCGGCUCCGACGCGCUCCUAUCCCAGCAGCACCGCAGGAGCGGCCGUUACCCUCUGCACAUCGGAGACGCGAAGAUGAAAUCUUCUGACAUUGACCAGGAGUUGUUCACUGAAAGUUACUGCAGAGUGUGCAGCGCGCAGCUGAUAUCCGAGUCCCAGCGCGUGGCUCACUAUGAGAGUCGGAAACACGCCAGCAAAGUUCGCCUCUAUUACAUGCUUCACCCCAUCGACGGAGGCUGUCCAGCCAAAAAACUCCGCUCAGAAAACGGCAGCGACGGUGACUCAGUGGAUAAGAACAAAUGCUGCACGCUAUGUAACAUGUCCUUUACCUCAGCAGUGGUGGCUGAAUCGCAUUACCAAGGGAAAAUCCAUGCCAAAAGGUUAAAGCUGUUGCUAGGUGAGCCACCGGCGCUGAAGGCCACAGAGACCUUGGGCUCACUGAAGCAGCCCCGCGUGGAUCGGCCUCCAGCAGCAUCCCCACCUCAGCCACGCAGGGAUUCGGAUCGCUACUGCCAGCUGUGUGCUGCGUGGUUCAACAACCCCGUGAUGGCCCAGCAGCAUUAUGAUGGCAAGAAGCACAAGAAGAACGCGGCCAGGGCUGAGCUGCUGGAACAGCUGGGGAAGACGCUGGACCUGGGCGAGCUGCGAGGCCUGAAGCGCAGCUACACGUGCAACAUCUGCAACGUCACACUGAACUCCAUAGAGCAGUACCACGCGCACCUGAAGGGCUCCAAGCAUCAGACCAACCUGAAGAAUCAGUAGCAGUGCAUGGGAUUGGAGCAAGGAAAAGCACUGAGGCCUCACCUGCAGGGAGGAAGGCUGCUAUCCUGGACACUGACCCCACGCAGUGGAUGACUGACACGUAAUUAACCCUCGCUUUGGACAGAUACACGGAUCUUAUUGUUAUUAUUAUUAUUAUUAUCAAUUUUUUUUUUUUUUAAUUUUGUGGUGAGUUAAAAAAUAUUUCAAUGGAUUUUUUUUUUACCCUUUCAAGAUAAUAUUUAUUCAGCACAGAGUUUAGAGAAUGAUAACUAUCCUGUAAAUACGACGCUUACUCAUCACUCAUCGCCACAGACAGAAGAAAGGAACUAUUUUACUUUUUUCAUAUUUAUUCUUAGAUUUCUUCCGAGAGUAUAAAAAUAUUCUAUUGCAUUAAUCCACGGUCGUGAUGUAAUCAGCCUCCAACCAGAAAUAAACACGCUUCCUUCACCUUCUCCAGCAUGGUUUUGUGCCGACACCUUGACCUCCAAAAGUGAACCGCAGGGAUUGAAUAACGGAUGAAUGUUUUUCCUUUCCUCUUCGUCUUCAGAGAAACAAACGGUUCACUGGGAGGAGAAAGCUGAAGUGAAAGCGUAGGAUCCUUUCCCUGCCCUUAGGACUGCUGCUGGG
Molecule: messenger RNA, 1397 nt
Organism: Centrocercus urophasianus (Greater sage-grouse)
Lineage: Eukaryota; Metazoa; Chordata; Aves; Galliformes; Phasianidae
Gene: ZMAT4
Product: zinc finger matrin-type 4
Exons: 7
Coding region: 84-770 (228 amino acids)
Cellular component (GO): nucleus
Molecular function (GO): zinc ion binding; nucleic acid binding
Source: RefSeq, a predicted model, not a curated record